ACGACGGCGGGCUCUUUAGUCUGCACGCGGCAUCGCGACGCAACCCAACCCGCGUGCAUCGCGCUAAAUACGCUCUCGUGUGUUUAUCAUCUUUCUGAGAGCUGAAUGAAAUCGUCGACCUUGCCUUAGACAAAUCGUUCCGACGAGUGAUCCGUCUCGACUGCCGAAUGAUUGAAGGGUUGAAGACGAAAGUGCGGCAUCCCGAUCAUUAAAUCGGCGAGGAGCCAACCUUAGGUGACAAAAGAAUAUAAUAAAGUCGGAGAAAUUGUAAAGUGAAGAAUGAGAGAAAAAUAGGUGCAAAAAAGAUUCAAGAACAUAUUACAUCAAUCCACUUCCGAUUUCUAAUCGAAAAAUCAAGAAACUCGACGUUACGGCUUGUAAUUUCUCAACGGAUUGAUUAUUCCAGUUAAGCUCAAGCACUUCAAGCCACGAAUCUUUCGUCAAUGAGGUAGAAAGUCUCAGAUUGCUGAACAUGGCAAGUUGCAAUGCCUCUGGGAACAAACCACAACAUGAAAGCGUGGAGCGACGACGUCAACGCGGCUGAUCAUCCGCGUGUUUAAGGGCGAGUAAUCUCGCCGUCGAUCGUCGGUGUCGUUCUGACGCGACGUGAUAGUCUGGAAGACAUUGCGUCAUGAUGUUGUACAGAGGAGGACGCGUCUACGAGGACGAAGGCAACUUGACCUGAAGCAAAGUCGUAUAGACGAGGAUAAGUGCGGACUCGGUUAUUGCCGCGAGAACGACAAUGUCAACGCUUGCCACGGACACAUCGCUACCGUCCACCGCCGUCGCCGAAGAACUGACGACCGCUCUUAUAACCGCCACCGAGAUAGACGCGCGACAGGACGUCAGUCCCAUCUCGGUGGUUCUAGCAGUCUUCAUAGUGUGCAUUCUGUCACCUGUCACUGUCACCGGCAACUCCAUCAUCCUCGCCGCCUUCUACAAGUACAAGAGACUCCGAACCGCUUCCAAUUGCUUACUAGUCUCCUUGGCCAUUAGCGAUUUCGGGGUUGGCGUGUUUAUGCCCUUCGGGAUGCAACUCGAGCUCUCCGGUCUACCGGAAAACGGCGUCUCCGCCCUCUGCAUCGUGCCGUACUGCAUCAUAAUCGCGCUCUGCAGCGUAAGCGUCCUGGUGACGGUGGCAAUCGCGGUUGAUCGUUUGACUUCAUUGGCGCAACCGUUGCGAUACAAGAACAUCAUCACUCACAGCAGCAUAGAAAAGUAUAUCGCGGUUUUUUGGAUAUAUGCUAUCGCCAUCGGCCUCUCGCCCCUCAUCUACGCUCAAAUCACCGGAAAGAUGCAGUCGCAUAGCGGAAGCUGCAGAUUCGACACGGCCAUCCUACCACCGGUCAGGCUGUUUCUGUUCGGGGCAGUCUGGGCACCGAGCGCCUUGGUCCUGCUGAGCUGCUACAUGUACGUUUAUCUCGUCGCACGUGCACACGCACGCGCAAUUUACACAGUGGAAUUAUCAUUCAGACAUCAAACACAGACCUUGGUGCUGCCUCGUUACGGACAGACGUUGGCGGUUACGGUCGGUGCGUUUCUCAUCCUAUGGCUUCCAUUUCAAACUUGCAUGUUGAUAGACAUUUUCUGUGGCACCAACAUCCUGUCAGAAUGGGCGGUGGUGUGGCUGGGUUUGCCGAUUUUAGCGCACAGCGGCGCGAAUCCAUGGGUCUAUGCUUUUCAUCACGGCGAAAUGCGCGUCGCCGCCGGGAAGAUUGCCGAGGAUCUAAUCACUUUGUUCGGUGUGAUGCCGAUCCGCUAUGGUUGCUCGCCCAUGAAACGUGGCUCCAAUACGAAUCUCGAGCUGGCCGAGGUGAACAACGACAGCAAUGAGAGUAGACGGCAUCCGUCUGUGGAGAACUGCUUUACCGCUGCCAAACAGCAUAACGUUCUCUUUGCCAGCAGAAAAUCUGCUCUGGAGAUAUCGGACAGACAGACCGAUAUCUCGCUCGAGAAGCACGACCAUAUCAAUCACGUUGCAUCCUGCAGUAGCCGGCCAGACGAUAUAAUCGAGGAGAGCAUCCACGAUCUGACGAAGAUGCUCGAUCCGAAAUACAUCAUCGAUCGGAAUCACAUAAUUGACUCCAAUCACAACAUCGACAAGAUCAAAAAUCUCAAGUAUUUGCUGGAUCCGACCUUCAACAAGAUUAGGCAUCUUCGACGGUUGAAUCACAAGCGGCUAAACGACAAAAGCUUCCCACUCAUCUCCGAGCCCAAGUUUAUAUCUUAUCAAAACCUGAAGAGCGACGGGGCGCACGGCAGUCGCAGGUUUCUUCCGUUGAACGCGUUGUCGGAUCCGAUGCUGAAUGGAUCGAACAUUUCCGUGGUGAACACGAAGGACUUCAAUGAAGCACUCUGCCACAAUAAUGUUGUUUCUCAGAGGCGAAACUCGAAUUUAUCGUCUAUGUCGGAUUCUAAUCUCAAAGCGGCCACGGCGCAUGCUUCUGGGAGGAGCAUAAAACUCUUCCCGGCAAACGACAAUGGCAUAGAGAAUCGUGGCUAUUCAGUGCAAAAUGUCAAUCACGGAUACGAAGCUGCGUUAGCGAGACACGCGAUGAUGCUCUCUCAACAGCUGGAGGAUCAACGAAGAUCUAGCAGCAAGAUCAUUUCGCAUACACGACCAAAGUUCCGCGGUCAUUACAGACGCGCAAGCCCGAAUCUAAAGCUUAGGUUACGAAAUAAUUCCUCCGUGUCAUCGUCAUCUAUGUCCAACAGCGUUAGACCGGACUCCGACGCAAGCACACCGAAACAAAGCGUCUCGCCGAGUAUCUCGCAAGUGACCAUCACGUCGAACAAACUGGCUAAUCUCAUUAACCUGGAUCCACCGUCGAGAAGCGCUCACACGCACAGAGCAAACCUUACUGCCAGAACUGUGACACAAACUCGCAAAACUCUGGAUAUAUUGAAGCACUCCGAGUCAAUUAAUACAAUCGAUCCGUAUUCAAAGCACCGUGUAACUCUAUUGGAGCCUUCCAACUUGAUGGAUUCCUUGAUCGUCCCGACGAUACACUCGGAACCGCCGAGUCCCGUUGGAAUUAUCGAUCCUUUUAACUCGGCAUCUCUUCAGGACGAGGAAGUGCAGAGUCUCAAGAUCCCAGAAUCUGCUGCAAAUAUGAAUGUUGCACAACGCGCUAAAUCACCUCUAGGUAAGAAAUGCAGUCCCGUGAGGCAUUCGGAUCCGGUGAUACCGACCGUGUUGCUGAACAUCGAGGACUAUAGCGAACCGUCCGAACGAAACGAUAAUCAGAUGAUGAGUCAAGAGAACGAUCUUCUAUCCAGUAACACGCCGACGUUGGAACCGAUUGAUUUGUUUGAAGCGCUACUGAGGAACUCGGACAAGAGUAAAGACGCGAGAUUACCGGAGCCCAUCUUUGGCGAGCACGACUCCACCCGGUUCAGUUCGAGACGGCCAUCCGACUCAAAAUGGUCCGAGUCCUCGAGAAGUCAAGAGAUUCUGCCAAGCGUGACGGAACAUCAAACGUUCCCGUCGUCCUACUCGGUGAACAAUUUUCAGACCUGCAACAGUGGCAGCGAUCUCAACGAUCUCACGUCCUUGGAUCCGUUCAUGUGUCCCGACGCCCUAUCGUCAUCUUUACGCGAGUCCUUCUUCAGCGCGCCGUCUGUACCCAACUCGGACAUCUUCACGUCUUUCGAGGACAGCGACGGACCGAUUUACACGCCCGAUUUCACGCCUGAGUUCGAGCGGGACACGUCGUCGUCGGCGUAUAAUUCCAUGUCGACGGUAAAUCUGAAGAGAUGCGUUAUCGAGGCGGCAUUUCAGAGCAGAUCCACAGAAUCGGUGCACCGAGUCAGGUAUCCGUCGACGCGAUCCUGCGCGAUUCUCAGACUCGAGCCGGCUGUGCACGCGAACAGAUUACGCGUUAGGCCCAGCACGAAUUACAUCCUGAGGGAUCCGCCGAUCAAGAGAAAUCCGCGAUUAGCGCCCCUCGCCAUCCCGACGCCUACCGACAUUUGCACACCUACGUUCGACGUCGUGUCGGAAAUCAAGAGCGACAAUGGUGUCGGUGUCAAAGUAUGAAGCUAGAGUGUGGAAGAAACAGAUAUAAACGGGAAACUUGUAAAUUUUUUGUACAGAAUAUUCCGUACAAAUGCUUGCUAGUCACAGAACUUUAUUCUCUUGAAAAAAUUUAGGAAUUGCAAAUAACAUUCAAAGGGCCUCUAUUGGUCGUGUGUGUGUCAUCCAAUAAAUUGUAAUGUUGAAUUUUUAUUAAAAAAUAUACCUUAAAUAUUAAUGAAAAUAUGUAUUUAGAAGAGAGUUAAAAUAUUUCAACGAUUUAAGUCUGAUAUUAUAAGCAUUUCUAUAUCGAGUCAGUGUUCACUUUAGAUUAUUUAGCAUACAACUCUUUGAUUUAUACUCUUUUUCUAUCGUGCUUAUAAUCCUUCAAUAUAUUCAUAUCUCCAUCUCUCAUAUUUACAUUUUUCAUCUCUGAAAUAAUUCAAAAUCAAUCAAAUUUUUGUAAUUAUAUCUUUAAAAAAAAAAUUCGGUGUUUUGAUUUUAUAUAUAUAAAAAGAAUUUCAAUAAACUACAAUUUUAGUUAUAGGAAACGCGAUAUUAUAUGUGAAAAUCACGAAUACAUUGUAAUAAAUCGCAGCAGAAAAUCGAUGUGUUUAAAGUUGAACUAAUAGUGUCUCUAUGAGGUAAUUGAAGAAGAGAAAACUUUACGAGAGAGAGAAAGAGACACAUUAUAAUCGCUAUUUCGCGCGAUAGUUGUUCAAGUUAAUAAACAUAUUCGAUGUGUAAGAAAGCGAUAAAUUAAAACCGAUAAAUCGUUUCAUCGGAAUUAAGAAUAUUUAAUAAUUUAAAGGAAUGAUUUCUUUGUCGAUUUAUCCGACCAAAUCGUUAUGCGUAAAUAAUGUUCCGUCUCAAAUACACUGAGAAAAAAAGUUGUUUAUUUGACUAAAUGUGUUCAACUGAUUAUUAUUUCUUUAAUUGAAAUAUUUAAAUAUUUAAGUUAAAUACGACAUAUUAAAUUUAACAUGACGUAUUUGACUUAAAUACUUAAAUAUUUCAAUUAAAAAAAUAAUAAUCAGUUGAACACAUUUAGUCAAAUCAACAACUUUUUUUUCUCAGUGUAUGAAUUAAUAUUUGUCGUAUUGCGAGAUAAGAGGAAGUUCUCUAUGCGGUCCAAGCAUUGCCUGUGACGUAUAUCGUAACGUGUAAAUAUAUACGCGCGCGAUUGCGUUUAUUACAUUCUGUGAAUCGAUCUGCAAAUCAAACAGUUAUUCAGAGAAGUUUUGUGAAUCGCAGAAUCGCGUGCCAAGCGAACUGUAUCGAAUCCGAAAGUUUCGCGGACGUCAUCGAGUUUAAGCUUGUAACCUGUUAUCGCUUGUGUACCUGAUGAAAAUGAUAUAAUUGUUGACUAGGGAAGAUCGUAAAUAUAUAUUGCAGAAUAUUUAUCGGAAUAAUAUAUACUUUAGUAAGAUGCAAAACUUGCUAAAAUCUGAUAUGUACAAUGCGGAUAAUAAUGAUAUUUUGCGAAGUCGACGAAUCGCAAGUAUUUUCGUUUGGUUUCAUUUUUGCGUGAUUUUUUUUUUAAAUAUGAAUUAUAGAUAAUUUUAAUAUUCAUCACUUAAUUUUCUAUCAAAAAAAAAAAUAAUAAUAAUAAUAUGGAAAUUUAAUCUAUUUAUGUGUAAACAUAUUUUCAAACAGUAACUCUUUUUUUCACCAAAAAUGAUAUUAAUGGCAAACAGCAAAAUUAUAUGUAUUUUAUACACUAAAUAAAAAUGCGCAAAAUAAAAAAUGAAGGAAGCUGGAAAGAAAAGAUAAUUACACAUACUAGAGUUGGAAGGAAGGACCAAAGUAAAGCAGAAGUAUAAAUUUCGAAGGGCAAUCCAAUAGCGUUAGAUGCAUUGUUAUUUUCUACGGGUAAUCGAAACUACCAUGUGUGCUAUUUUAUCUGUAACUUUUCAUUAUAUACAUUUACAUUAAUUUUUUCGCGAGCGUGCUAUAAAAAUAUUUAACUUUUGUAUUACGUCGCUGUUAAAAAAAUCGCUUUUGCUAACUCGAAUAAUGAAAAUAAUAUGUGUAUAUCUACGGGACGCGAGGAUAAGAGAAAUCGUGUCGCAAUCCUCACAACUAAAUGCCAAUUAAAUAUCGAAAUACUUUUAUACAUAAGAUUAUUGAAAGAAAGAGAGAGAGAGAGAGAGAGAGAGAGAGAGAGAGAGAAAAUUCACGUAUAAAUGUAUAAAUUAUUUUUAUCAUAUACUCUUAUAAAAUACAUUUUUCAAAAGAAGAUAAAAAAUAAAGUUUCCUAUAUGCUCCAUGUACCUAAACGGUGUCCCGAUACUUGAAGCAAUUUAAUAGUCAAUUCGUGAAUUUUAUUGAAAAGAAUUUUAAGGCAUGUAUCAAUAAACAUGAGCAAACGUAUAUAAGCAGCUAAAAAGAAAACGCUUAUUUUCACUCGUAUUCACAUUGACUGAUCUUGCGCGAUUUGUCUUCCAUAUCGUAAAAGUUAUAAAUAGAUACAAGAUCUGAUAUAUCCUAGCUUUAAUUUUUUUUCCUUCUAGAUCUUUUGCCUUGCAAUAACAUAAAGGCAAGUGUUACGGAUAUAAA
Cataglyphis hispanica is the source of this 6574-nucleotide messenger RNA. RefSeq lists its product as uncharacterized. Bases 743 to 4039 code for a protein of 1098 amino acids. The record is from RefSeq and is a predicted model, not a curated record. Gene Ontology annotation, cellular component: membrane. Gene Ontology annotation, biological process: regulation of metabolic process; adenylate cyclase-activating G protein-coupled receptor signaling pathway. Gene Ontology annotation, molecular function: G protein-coupled receptor activity; phosphatidylcholine binding. The transcript is spliced from 6 exons. Lineage: Eukaryota; Metazoa; Arthropoda; Insecta; Hymenoptera; Formicidae.